AAUGAUUCCUCCACCAGGAAGUUCUGUUCUCCACCUAGCACCUCUGUGGACUCACUUCCCUGCUUCAGAAAUUACUCUGCUGGUGCCAUGUUUACACAGGGGAGAAAUGUAUGUGCAGCAUCAGGAACAGACAACCUCCAGAUAACAGCCAGCCCGACCCCGGCGUCAUUUCCUCAUGGGAAGGUGUUCCCGAUUUCACCAACAUGGCCUUUCUCAGAAGUCCAGUCUUCCUCGGCAGUGGCCAGAGUCCAGAGCGUGCUGGGACCGUCCCCCGACAACACCAGCGCGCUGCAGUUCCCCCGAACACCUCCGCCCAAGACGCACCGCAGAGCUAGGGCUCACGGGGACUUCUCUGCUUCCCCUUUCCAAGGAAGUGGCCACAGCGCCCCCCUGGAGCCUUCCAAGGAUUCCAGCGAGUCUGUGGUCCACCCGAGACCUCAAGGGGGAAAAGACGCAGCCUCCGAGUCAGUGAGACAUGUGAAAAUGCCAGCAACCACAGAUGUUUUCUGGAGUUCUCUUUCCACAGAAACUGGAUCGCUCUACAUAGAGCCAGUGAUAUCUGGCUUGCCGCAGCAAACAAAUUAUGAUUUAAAUGGGCACGCCAUUAACUCCACCAGUUGGGAAACUCAUUCAGCUUCAACUACUCCUCCCAGUGGUUCAACAUCAGCUGCCAGUACAAUAAACUCUUCAGAUCUCAGAGCUACUGCUGGGCAUUCAGUGACUGCAGGAGGCUUUACCAUCCAGCAUCCAGUCCUUGGUACAAGCACCAGCCAGCCCAUUCAACAGUCAGAGGUUACCAUGGUUGGAAACCACACAGCCCUCGUGUCCAUAACCAAUAACUAUUCCAGAGACUUCCAAGCAGCAGAGGUUGAAGAGUACACACCCACUAGCCAACAGGCUACGUCUCAUCCUCGUCCACAGCUGCCUAUGCAUCCAACACGUGCUCUUCUGCCAGCCUCUCCAAGCCUAACUUUUACAGCCAACUUGCAGCAAGUGCUUUCAGAUGGAAUGGACAUGAGCCUCUCAAUUUCCAGUGAUGUCGAUCCGUCUCCUGUGACAAGUGCUUCUCCAGCAUCCCAGAGUGUCUUGAGAUACAACUCUACUGCCGAAUCUCCUCCUCUGUCAACCAGGGUCGUAUUCAGGACCCCAUCCAAAGUUCUGCUGGCUUCUCAGCACCCUGAGAAAUGGACAGGUGCAACCACUCGUGCAGCAGACCCCUCCGUGUCAUCCAAGGUGGAGCCAACAGCAGCAGCAGUGGCCACAUCGUUACUGGGGAAAUCAAGUCCGCUGGCGCUGUCUGCAGCCCUGGUUGCCAAGGGCCCUGGCAGCAGCCCUUCAGCCAUGGCCUCAGGAUCAGUCAAGAGCAGCUGGACCACUGCUCUAGCUAAAAACGUCACAAACAACACAGCACUUGGCCCAAAGACGACGCCAGGGGCAGUGCAUCCGGCCUUCUCAUUCACGCCAACCUACAUGUUUUCAAGAGCGGCACACACCGUGAGUGCUCAUACAGCCAUGCAAGGGAACACAGGCACCGCCUCCGGCCUGUUGUCCACUACACACCUCCCCAGGAAACCACAAGCCAUGCACACGGGCCUCCCAAACCCCACCAACCCAGACACGCCCAGAGCAUCCACCACACGCCCGCUGACUAUCACAGCAGCCUUGACAUCCAUCACAGCACCCGUGAGGGCCACCCGGUUGCCACCUGUGCCAGCGGAAAAUACAGACACUGCCCUUCCCGCUGCGUCGACCGCUGUGGUCACAACCGGCAAAAUGGCAUCCAACCUGGAGUGUCAGAUGUCCAGCAGGCUCCUGGUGAAGACAGUUCUCUUUCUGACCCCAAGGAGAGGGCAGAGCAGUGAAACCUUGAAAUUCAACAUUGCCAAAGGGCUCACACAGGCAUUACGGAAGGCUUUCCACCAGAACGACAUCUCGGCUCACGUGGACAUUCUGGAACAUUCUCAUAAUGUCACCGUUGGUUAUUAUGCUACCAAAGGGCGGCUGGUGUACUUGCCUGCUGUCGUGAUCGAGAUGCUGGGUGUUUAUGGGAUCAGCAAUGUCACUGCGGAUCUGAAGCAACACACCCCAAACUUACAGUCAGUGGCGGUACUUGCCUCCCCGUGGAAUCCCCAGCCUGCAGGCUGCUUCCAGCUGAGAACAGUGCUACAGUUUGUGAGCCAAUCUGACAACAUCCAGUCCUGCAAGUUCGCUCAGACGAUGGAACAGAGGCUGCAGAAGGCCUUCCAGGAUGCUGAGAAGAAGGUCCUAAAUACCAAAAGCAACCUGACCAUUCAGAUGGUGAGCACAUCCAACGCCUCGCAGACAGUCACCUUGGUGUACGUGGUGGCCAAUCGAAGCUCCUUCCUCAACGGCACGGUCGCCAGCAGCCUCCUCCGCCAGCUCUCGGCCGAGCUGGUCGGGUUCUACCUCACUUACCCGCCGCUCACCAUUGCCGAACCGCUGGAAUAUCCCAACCUUGAUAUAUCAGAAACAACCAGAGACUAUUGGGUAAUUACAGUGCUACAGGGCGUGGACAACUCGCUGGUGGGCCUGCACAACCAGAGCUUCGCCCGGGUCAUGGAGCAGCGCCUGGCACAGCUGUUCAUGAUGUCCCAGCAGCAAGGCCGGCGGUUUAAACGGGCCACCACACUGGGGAGCUACACCGUGCAGAUGGUAAAGAUGCAGCGGGUGCCGGGACCCAAGGACCCAGCGGAGCUGACUUACUAUACACUGUACAACGGGAAGCCUUUGCUGGGGACUGCAGCUGCCAAGAUCCUGAGCACCAUUGACUCCCAGAGGAUGGCCUUGACUCUGCAUCAUGUGGUCCUUCUGCAAGCUGACCCCGUGGUAAAGAAUCCACCCAACAACCUGUGGAUCAUCGCUGCGGUGCUGGCGCCCAUUGCUGUGGUCACCGUCAUCAUCAUCAUCAUCACUGCUGUGCUCUGCCGGAAGAACAAGAACGACUUCAAGCCAGACACCAUGAUGAACCUGCCUCAGAGAGCAAAGCCCGUGCAAGGCUUUGAUUAUGCCAAGCAGCACCUGGGCCAGCAAGGCGCCGAUGAGGAGGUCGUCCCUGUGACUCAGGAAACGGUGGUCCUCCCGCUUCCCGUCAGAGAUGCUCCUGCCUCUCAGGAAAGAGACAUCACCCAGGAUGGAAGCACCAUCAAGACGGCCAAGUCCACUGAAACACGAAAGAGCAGGUCGCCCAGUGAGAAUGGCUCUGUCAUCAGCAACGAAUCAGGGAAGCCCAGCUCGGGGAGGCGCUCGCCCCAGAAUGUCAUGGCACAGCAGAAAGUGACAAAGGAGGAGGCACGGAAGAGAAAUGUGCCAGCGAGUGAUGAAGAGGAAGGAGCGGUGCUUUUUGACAACUCUGGCAAGGCGGCUGCCGAUCCCUUUGACACAUCUUCCGGCUCUGUGCAGCUCAUUGCAAUAAAACCCACAGCCCUCCCCGUGGUGCAUCCCACGUCGGACAGGAGCCAGGAGUCAGCAGCCCUCAAUGGCGAGGUGAACAAAGCCCUGAAGCAGAAGUCAGACAUCGAGCACUACCGGAACAAGCUGCGCCUCAAAGCGAAGAGGAAGGGAUAUUACGACUUCCCCCCGGUGGAGACAAGCAAGGCUCAGACCGAAAGAAAAAAGAUGUACGAGAAAACCCAAAAGGAAAUCGAGCACGUUUUGGAUCCAGAUCCAGAACUGUGUGCCCCCUUCGCUGAGUCUAAAAACAGGCAACAGAUGAAGAACUCUGUCUACCGAAGCCGGCAGUCUCUCAACAGCCCGAGUCCGGGGGAAACAGAGAUGGACCUUCUGGUAACCCGAGAGCGACCCCGGCGUGGAAUCCGUAACAGCGGAUACGACACGGAGCCUGAGAUCAUAGAGGAAACCAACAUUGACAGAGUUAACGAGCCCCGGGGCUACGCCAGGUCGAGGCAGGUGAAAGGCCACUCGGAGACCUCCACGCUGAGCUCCCAGCCCUCCAUCGAUGAGGUCAGGCAGCAGAUGCACAUGCUGCUGGAGGAGGCCUUCAGCCUGGCAUCCGCGGGCCACGCAGGCCAGAGCCGGCACCAGGAAGCCUACGGCUCAGCACAGCACCUGCCCUACUCAGAGGUGGUGACCAGCGCUCCGGGGACCAUGACGCGGCCCAGGGCAGGGGUGCAGUGGGUACCCACCUAUCGCCCAGAAAUGUACCAGUACAGUCUGCCUCGGCCGGCAUACAGGUUUUCCCAGCUUCCUGAAAUGGUCAUGGGCUCUCCCCCUCCACCUGUACCUCCCCGGACUGGCCCUGUGGCUGUUGCUUCUCUCAGGCGGUCCACCUCGGACGUGGGCAGCAAGACCAGGAUGGCCGAGUCCGCGGGCCCCGAGCCGGCCCAGCUGCACGACAGCGCCUCCUUCGCGCAGGUGUCCAGAGGCCCCGUGUCCGUGGCGCAGUUGGAUCAGUCGGCUUUAAAUUACUCAGGUAAUACGGUGCCGGCAGUGUUCGCCAUCCCAGCUGCCAACAGACCCGGAUUUACCGGCUACUUCAUCCCGACGCCUCCCUCAUCCUACAGGAGCCAGGCCUGGAUGUCCUAUGCAGGAGAGAAUGAGCUCCCGAGCCAGUGGGCUGAUUCGGUCCCCCUCCCGGGGUACAUCGAAGCUUACCCCCGGUCACGUUAUCAGCAGAACUCGCCCUCCAGACUCCCUCGGCAGUACAGCCAGCCGGCGGGCUUGCACCCCAGCCUGGAGCAGGCCCCGGCGCCGUCCACGGCCGCCUCGCAACAGAGCCUCGCCGAGAACGACCCGGCCGACGCACCGCUCACCAACAUCUCCACCGCCGCCCUCGUGAAGGCCAUCCGGGAGGAGGUGGCCAAGCUGGCCAAGAAACAGACAGACAUGUUCGAGUUCCAGGUCUAAGGCCAGGGCCCCGUGGAACUUGCCGACUCGGAGGGAACGGCCUUCGGGUCCCUUGGCCGGACGUGUUGGGACCUGGGGCAGAGACCCCUGUGCGUCCCUCUCACCCUCUGCAGAGGUGAACAGUGGGCCUGUGGGCGGCACAGGAGACCCUGGAACCCCUGGAUUCUUGGCUUCUUCAGCUGAUCGUAUGUCAAGUGGUCCCUGCGUGGGACCGUAUGUUUGAUAGUCUGUGAAGUUAGAUGUUUGAACUGUGGGUGUAUUUCCCUCCGGAGCCUUAGUCACAAGACACACUAACUGAUCUGCAGAUCCCUGUCCAAUGCCACAUUUUAAUAAGUCACCGGAAGGGGGAGAACAUUGCCCUCUCCUCGGUGAGUUCUGCAUGCUAGCUCUGUUUCUGUGUUAAAGGCAAUGCAGGCAUCUGAUUAAGCACCAGACUGUUCUCUCUCUCUCUCUCUCUUCUCUCUCUCUCUCGUUCAGCUGUGACUGUAAUCGUUGAAAUUGCCUCUGAUCUUGUAAAGGAGGCAUUGAUUCCAGCCAAGAAACUUGAGUCCUUUUCUCUUAAAGGUUCAGGUUCAAAGUCAGAUGGAUGGGAUGGAAAGCAGGACCGUCCAUGACUACACCUCUAAAUAGUCCUGACUCUUUUUUUCCUCCCGUGAGUUAAACAAAGGCCAAGAAGGAGGGAAGAUGAGAGGGAAUGGUGGGCUUGUGUCGACAGGUUUUUGAAAAGGUGUUGCCGUUUCUGGAACUCGAGGGCCCGGCGAGGUGGUAUCCAACUGAAAGAGAAUCGGUGCUAAGAGCUUUUAGGAUCCUACAAAAGAAAAACAGUCAUUUGUUGGAGGGUUUUCUUUGCCCUGCAAUGAAGGUGGCCUGAGAACAGAGCUUCUCUCUCUUUUUUGAGAUGAUAGAUACAUCGACUUGACAGGAAAACCUGUCUCUGCAACGCCCAGCACGUGCUGCCGAGUGACCCAGAAGGAAGGAGUAACUGAUGCCUGUUUGAAGCAGAAAUAGUGAAUCCCCAGUCUCCCCCCAACCCCCGCCCCCUGCUGCAGCCUCUGUUUAUAGAAGCUUCUGAAUGUAGAAAAUCUGUUGAUUUAUGUUUAAAUGUAAAUAACAUUUUUAAAAGUGUAUGGAGUUUGGCAGUUCCCUCCUUCCCUGCCCCUGUAGUCAGUCGAUGGAUGCAGGAGGACAUUCGCUGAGCUUAGGACCGUGAUGUGGUGAGUCACAUUCCCUGACGUGGUGAGUCGGUCCCCAGAGCGCUGGGUGGACACUGCCUCGCACCCCGAGGCACCAGCUGCUGACUGUCAAUUCCUAGACACGACAGCCACUGGCUUUGGGUGGCUCCCCGGGAGGGAGCACUAUGGCUCCCUCACCAACUAUGUUGGGGGCUUCCUGGGUGCCUGUUGGAGAACGAGGUCCUGUCCUGCCUUCACCCAUGACCCAUCUAGCUUCAGCUGUGUCCAUGCCUUCUGAGCCCAUCUUGCCAUUUCCUCAUGAGUUUCUUUGGUCUUUAAUCAAGAGAAGGUGGAAAUUUAAAAGUUGAGAGAAGAGUAGGAAUGGAACUGAUUAGAAUGGGAGAUUCAAACUGUCAAAGCACAGACUUUUCAAAGAAGCUGUUUUUAUUUCCCAGUGGCAAAUUGCCCUUUCUGGAAAGUUCCAGAGAUGAUGUAUCAUGGAAUCCCCCAGACAAGUCUCUUGUUCGGAUGAUAUUAGGUAGUGUCCUUUUGGUAUGCUGGUUGAUCUUUCAUAGUGUUAGUUUUUUGUUACUUAAAAAAAAAAAUCAGCUAUAAAUAAAAUGUAUUUUUGUAAUUUC
Molecule: messenger RNA, 6694 nt
Organism: Canis lupus familiaris (dog)
Lineage: Eukaryota; Metazoa; Chordata; Mammalia; Carnivora; Canidae
Product: KIAA1549 like
Exons: 22
Coding region: 88-4884 (1598 amino acids)
Source: RefSeq, a predicted model, not a curated record